Molecule: messenger RNA, 2499 nt
Organism: Gekko japonicus
Lineage: Eukaryota; Metazoa; Chordata; Lepidosauria; Squamata; Gekkonidae
Product: vomeronasal type-2 receptor 26-like
Exons: 6
Coding region: 1-2499 (832 amino acids)
Biological process (GO): G protein-coupled receptor signaling pathway
Cellular component (GO): membrane
Molecular function (GO): G protein-coupled receptor activity
Source: RefSeq, a predicted model, not a curated record
AUGGUAUUGAUAAUGUUGACCUUAGUCCUCCUGCCUCAGGUGUUUUCCAAGAUACAUAUUGCUAACUGCAACACCACUGGUGACAGUCUUUCUAUUCUUCACCAGUAUUAUCACCUGGGAGAGCACAUUAUUGCUGCCAUAUUUUCUCAGAUCUACACGUGGUUCAGCCCAAUAACCUUUGAAAAACGUCCUUCUAAUGAUAACUUUGAUGACCUUAUCUACUUCAGUGCAAGCAGGACCUAUCAAUCCUCCAUGGAAAUUGUCUCCACACGGCACAGAUUCAUCCCUAACUACAAGUGCAACACCCAACAAGAUCUAGUAGCAGUUAUUGGAGGACCUCAAUCUGAUACUUGUGUCCACAUGGCCACCAUCCUAUCUGCCUACAAGGUCCCACAGCUGACUUAUGGCUGUGUUCCAAUGAUGAUUAACAGAGCCCAAGGAGUAUUCUCCUACCAGACCUUUCCAAAUGAAGCUCUUCAGCAUGUUGGGAUUCUCCAGUUGUUGAUGUAUUUCAGGUGGACUUGGAUUGGAGUGAUAUCUCAAAAUGAGAUUAAUGAAUAUGCAGAGAGGUUUGUUCAGAAUGCACUUCCCAUGUUUUCCCAAAGUGGCAUCUGUAUUGACUUCAUAGAACGAACCCCCAUAUUGUCAUUUUCCACACAGAUCCCUGAAACGGAAGACAGUAUUGUUAAAAUAGGCAGCAUUAUCAUGAGAAGCUCAGCAAAUGUCGUGCUCGUAUAUGGUGAAAUUGAUACCAUGAUUGUUUUGAGAAUAUUGCUUGAUAUUUCAGAGUUUGAGGACCUAUCAAUGAAGACAAAAGGUAAAGUCUGGAUUCUGACAGCCCAGAUGGCUUUCACUUCACUCCCCUUCCAAAGAAAUUCGGACAUACAUUUCCUCCAUGGUGCUCUAUCCUUUGCAAGUCACUCCAAGGAACUCUUUGGAUUCCAAAAGUUCCUUCAGAUGAGGAACCCAACCUCAGAAAAAGAAGAUGGCUUUAUCAUGGAUUUCUGGCAACAGGCGUUUAACUGCUUAUUUCGCAAGACUAUGGCAGACGACACAAAUGAGAAGAUCUGCACAGGGGAGGAGAAACUGGAACGUGUUCCUGGAUCGGUUUUUGAAAUGAGCAUGACAGGCCACAGCUACAGCAUCUACAAUGCUGUCUAUGCUGUGGUGCAUGCUUUGGAUGCCAUGCGUUUAUCCCAUUUGAAACAUGAGUCGAGGGUACUUCUGAAUCAACUGUGGCAGCUCCACCACUUUCUGAGAAGCAUCUCUUUUAACAACAGUGCUGGGGAAAAGAUCUCUUUUGAUCAGAAUGGGGAAUUAAUAGCUGGAUAUGAUAUUAUCAAUUGGAUUACAUUCCCAAACCAGUCCUUUCUGCAAGUCAAAGUUGGGAACGUAAUCCCCAAAACACCCACAGGAAAAGGGUUCACCAUCCAUGAAGAUGCCAUUGUAUGGCCUCAGACCUUUAAAGAGACACCACCACUUUCCAUAUGUAAUGACAGGUGCAGUCCUGGUUAUGGCAGGAGAGAGAAAGAAGGAGAGCCAUUUUGCUGCUAUGAUUGUCUUCCGUGCCCUGUUGGGAAGAUUUCCAACCACAAGGAUACAGAUGACUGUUUUCAGUGUCCAGAAGAUCACUAUCCAAACAAAGAGCAAAACUUAUGCCUUCCCAAAGUUAUAAGCUUCCUGUCUUACAAAGAACCUUUGGGGACCAGUCUGUCCAUUUUUGCCCUUUCCCUUUCUUUCGUCACAUCUUUGAUUCUUGGGAUCUUCAUCAGGAACCGGAACACUCCCAUAGUCAAAGCCAACAACCGGAAACUCACUUACACAAUCCUAAUCUCUCUUCUGCUCUCCUUCCUUUGUUCUUUGCUAUUCAUUGGCCAGCCUCACAAGGUGACAUGUCUCCUUCGACAACCUGCUUUUGGCAUGAUCUUUUCAGUAGCAAUUUCCUGUGUGUUGGCCAAAACCAUCACUGUGAUUCUAGCUUUCAAGGCCACCGCACUGGGGUCAAGGAUGAGGAAGUGGAUGGGAGAAGGUUUGGCAGCCUCCAUUGUUGUUUUAUGCUCUGUUGUUCAAGCCACUAUUUGCAAUGUGUGGCUACUAACAUUUCCCCCAUUCCCAGAUUUUGACACAUAUUCAGUAACCGGAGAAAUCACUGUGGAAUGUAAUGAGGGAUCAGUGACCAUGUUUUAUUGUGUCUUGGGCUACAUGGGCUUUCUGGCCAUUGUGAGCUUCACCAUAGCUUUCCUAGCCAGGCACUUACCUGACAGUUUCAAUGAAGCCAAAUUCAUCACCUUCAGCAUGUUGGUCUUUUGCAGUGUUUGGAUGUCCUUUGUUCCAACCUAUCUCAGCACCAAAGGGAAAUUCAUGGUGGCUGUGGAGAUCUUCUCCAUCCUGGCCUCCAGCACUGGAUUGCUGAGUUGUAUAUUUUUCCCCAAAUGCAUUAUCAUUCUAUGUAGGCCUGAUCUAAAUAAGAGGGAGUAUUUGAUAAAGCGAAACAAAUAA